AUGGGCUGCUGCCAAGACAAGGAUUUUCAGACCUCGGAUGAUCAGGGCAAGGAUGGCGGGUCUGAGGAAAAUGGGGAAGGUGGGAUUAGGCCGGAGGUGCCCCGUAGGGACCACCCAGGAGGUUGGAUCGGGUAGGGUGGGGCUAAGCUUGGCCUCAUCGCCCCCGUAAUCGCCCCAGCAACCGAUUUGGAUUCCCCAGGCCGCCAGAAUCGCAGGUCUAACGAAAGUCUUCUGAUCACCGUGCUGUGGAGGCGGCUAUCUAUGUUCAGUCGUCGGGGUUCCUCGCGGUCAACAAAGAGGCAUUCAGACCAUAUUCAAAGGCCGGGGAAGCCAAUAGAGGACAUCCAGGAUGAGCCGGAGAAGGGGUGAACUCAAACCUGCUCUCAGUGCGCCCCAGCCUCCAGAGAAUAAAAUUUCUAAUGCGGGCCUGCCGGAGCACUGGUGCCUCUACAGCCCGCUUUGGGGGCCGCGGGCUCUUUAAGGCUCCUCCCCCGAGGCUGGUUCAGUCCCCUGGGC
Messenger RNA from Sciurus carolinensis (gray squirrel), 516 nucleotides. It is a transcript of the gene Tex54, whose product is annotated as testis expressed 54. The record is from RefSeq and is a predicted model, not a curated record. NCBI's taxonomy places the organism in Eukaryota, Metazoa, Chordata, Mammalia, Rodentia, Sciuridae.